Messenger RNA from Diospyros lotus (date-plum), 1862 nucleotides. RefSeq lists its product as uncharacterized. The transcript is spliced from 10 exons. Lineage: Eukaryota; Viridiplantae; Streptophyta; Magnoliopsida; Ericales; Ebenaceae. The record is from RefSeq and is a predicted model, not a curated record. The coding region runs from base 292 to 1563 and encodes 423 amino acids.
CUUUCGAAAGGUGAAAAGAAGACCUCAUCCUUUUGGUUCGGUUUUUUGUUCGAGAUGAAUUGAAGUUUAGGAAUUUGGUGGAUACCUCCACAUGAUGGCUGAUUGCAGAUAUGAAUUUGUUUGCUGCAGUGAGAUGCAAGUAGCAGUUCCAUUUGAUGUUCUGGGAGCAUGGCAGGUCCUUUAACUUCUUGGACUUCUAUAUAUGCUCUGUUCCCACUUCUCCUUCUGAAGUUGCAAUCAGUUGUGAAGAAGACAUCAUUUGUUAUCACUAAGAUUUAAAAAUAUAUUGUCAUGGGUGGUUGUACUUCAAAGGCAAGUGGCAAAAUCAGAUCUCGCAAGAAGCACUUAAUUAGGUCUCGUCAACAUGGCAGAAAGAUUUCCAGUACAGUUCCUGUUGCACCUAUAGAACAUUUUAGUGAUGCAAGAAACUCUUUAGGAGACUUUGCUGUUACUGAGUUGGUCCACAAAAACAUUGAGAAGGGUGCCAUAGCCUCUUGUAGAAGAUCUGAUGUAUCCAAUUUGGCAUUUCAUCUCAGCCAGCUGCAGUGGAACCACAGCCAGAUAGAUGCAAAUGGAAUUUGCCAGGAGGAAGUAUGGUUUGACUCUUGCAGUAUAUUGGAGUCUGAUUCAGAUGAUGACUUCAUAAGUGUUUAUGGUGCAGGUGUUUCUCGGAGAUUCUUCUAUCGACCAAGAGCAGGACUUCUCAUUCCUUGUUCGUUGGGAGAGAAGCCAACUCCAGGGUGUUGGUGUCCUGUUGCCCCUUCAGUCUUUAAGCUCCGAGGUGCAAAUUAUUUUAGAGAUAAACAGAAGUUCCCUGCUUCAGACUACAGCCCAUAUACUCCAAUUGGUGGUGAUUUAUUUGAGUGUCCUCGGAAGAUAAACCACAUCGCUCAGCACCUUGACCUCCCCUCUGUAAAAGCACACAAGAAAGUGCCGUCAUUGCUUAUUGUUAAUGUACAGCUGCCUACUUAUCCUGCUGCCAUUUUCCUUGGUGAUACUGAUGGAGAGGGCAUGAGCCUUGUACUAUAUUUCAGAGUAUCUGAGAACUUUGACAAAGAGAUUUUACCUCAAUUUCAGGACAGUAUCAAGAGACUGGUUGAGGAUGAGGUUGAAAUGGUCAAGGGAUUUGCAAAAGAAUCUGCAGUUCCUUUCAGAGAAAGACUGAAGAUCGUUGUUGGGGUGGUUAAUCCAGAGGAACUCCAGUUGAGUUCUGCUGAGAGAAAGCUUUUACAUGCUUAUAAUGAAAAGCCAGUGCUUUCACGCCCUCAACAUGCUUUCUAUACUGGGCCAAAUUACUUUGAGAUCGACAUUGACAUUCACCGGUUCAGCUACAUAUCUAGGAAAGGCCUUGAUGCCUUCAGAGAAAGAUUGAAGUUUGGCAUACUUGAUCUGGGUUUAACCAUUCAGGCACAAAAACCAGAGGAGCUGCCAGAGAAAGUCCUGUGCUGUGUGAGACUGAACAAAAUUGAUUUUGUAAAUCAUGGCCAGAUACCUAGAUUUGUAACCCUAGACGAGGGCAUGUUCGGAUCAGCAGGGAUUGGAGAGACAUGUUUUCAGAGCUGACACGAUUUGAUAACCAAGCAGCCGCCACUUGUGAGCUUGUAUAAUAUCAAACACUGUCCAGUUUAUCAAGUUGAAAAUGAAUAUGAAAAGGAAAAAAAAUAAAAGGAAUUAAUUUGGUAGUUUUGAUUGAUUUCUCAGCCUUGAAUCUGAUGAAGAAAUGUAGCAAUAAUCAAGGUUUUGUGUACUCUUUGCUGCAUACGGCAUGCCCAUGUGAUAUCUCAUGAUAGGAAGCGUUUGUUUUUCAGGAUCAUAUUAUUGCAGUGAAACAUCCAUCCAUCGUUAGUGGUUGGUGCCUUGUA